CAAGCGUGGUGCAACUACGUUAAUUGCUCGUGACGAUAGUUAAGGUGCGAUUUCACGAGCCGCUCGAAUCAGCCGUUUCGAGCGACAAAUUUGUCGCUUUUACUUUAGCGGCUAAAAUUUUGUAGAUGGAACAGUUCCAACUACAAGCGUUUGACGCUGAAACGCUCUGCGAUGUGAACAGUGCUACCGCGAAGUCGAUAUCGCAAUACAUAACCUUCAUUUCGAAUAAGUUUGAGAACGUUUAUGAAUUCGGAUCUAUACAACAGAUUCACGACGCUUUACUUUUUUUUUUAAAGUUAGUUAGAAACCAUUCGUCGAACAUGUAUCAUUUGGAAAAACUUUUACAACAAUCUACAAACGAAAAUGUAGAAAUAAACAUAGUUGCAACUUGUGGGUUAUGUGAAACCAUAUGCGACAUGAAUGAGGUAGGUAAUCACAUGUGCCUUCAAGGCUUCGAUAAGUGUCACUUGGAUAAAAACAAUUAUUUUUAUCCAAUAUGUAGUAAGUAAAAUUCGUGUAAAUGAUUAUUAUCUUAUUUAAAAGCAUUUCUUAUAAUAUUUUAUAAUAAUUUGUAGCAGAUGGAACUAUAUUAAGGCGUAGUUUAGUUAACGAUUCAGAAAUUAUAGUUCAAGAAGAUUUGGAAUCAACGAAUAAAAGAAAAAACGUAAGAAAAAAGUUAAAUAUCGCAGAAAAGGAGAAUUUGCUGCAAAUCGAGGAACAAUUAAUUUUAGAAGUUCAUGCACGCGAAGCUUUGUGGAAUCCACAAAUUGAUUUAUCUUGUCGCAGCAGAAAAGCGGUUGCACAAUUAUGGAAAGAAGUUUCCGAAGCCUUAAAUGGUAAUUCAAAUUGGCAAUUCAGUUAAAAUAAUGAAAUUAUUAUAAGAAUAAUAUCAA
Molecule: messenger RNA, 893 nt
Organism: Solenopsis invicta (red fire ant)
Lineage: Eukaryota; Metazoa; Arthropoda; Insecta; Hymenoptera; Formicidae
Exons: 3
Coding region: 126-509 (127 amino acids)
Source: RefSeq, a predicted model, not a curated record